AUGGUCCUCGCAAAGCAAGCGGUGCUCUGGCUGCUGGCCUCAGGGCUUUCUCUUGCGCUGGGUAGAAGAGCGCAGCCCAUCGAUGCCAAAGUCAUCCACGUCUUCAACCCGGGCAAGACGUGCUCCCCUGGGACGAUGAAAGGGACGGCGCAGAUGAGCGGCGACCAGGGAACGGUGGAAGUGACCUGCUCGUAUGAAGACCACAGCUACUCGGCCUCGAUAGCCCUCUACCCUGGCAGACUCACUGGCGCCUGUUGCUACGUGCCGGACCAGGACGUCUUCCUGUUUGUCCAGGAUCAGCGCACCGAGCCCCUGACCAACUACUCCCUGGACGGCGCAAUCUGCUGCAACGAGGGCGCAGGCCAGGCACCCGCCAGCUUCCUACGGGACAAAUACAGCGGCCGAUGCUCGUACGGCUCCGUUACCCAUGGCUUCCCAACCGACUUCAACCAGGACCUGGUGACCAAGUGCUGCUGGUCGACAUCUACCAACGAAUGGACCGUCCACUUCUCUGAGCUGCAGAAGCACAUCUUCCUCACCGUCCCGCUGACGCAGAAGAUCAAGACCAUGCAGGUUGAACGGGCAGACUUUCACAAGGCCUACAUGGAGCUCACCGUGUCGGUUACCUGGGGCAUCCCCUUGACCGGAGGCACCGAGACGAACCGCAAGACCAUCCGCUUUAACUACGGUAAAAACAUCGACAGCGCCGAAGAGACUAAAGUGAGCCACAACCUGGGAUGGUACCAGGUCACGACCUCGACCAGGAUCGAUGCGGACGGCAAGCCGGAAUUCCUCUUGCACUGGGACUCGUGGCUCUUCUCUCCAGACCUGGGACGCCCUAUCUCCUCUGAAAAGGGGACGGACAAGGUCGAGAUUCCUGCUGGCCGUCUGGACGAGAUUGCACAGUUCCUCAGCACGACAGCCACUCUUUGCUAG
Trichophyton benhamiae CBS 112371 is the source of this 936-nucleotide messenger RNA. RefSeq lists its product as uncharacterized. The record is from RefSeq and is a predicted model, not a curated record. NCBI's taxonomy places the organism in Eukaryota, Fungi, Ascomycota, Eurotiomycetes, Onygenales, Arthrodermataceae. The transcript has a single exon. Bases 1 to 936 code for a protein of 311 amino acids.